Ceratina calcarata is the source of this 1287-nucleotide messenger RNA. RefSeq names its product delta4-sphingolipid-FADS-like protein ifc (gene ifc). NCBI's taxonomy places the organism in Eukaryota, Metazoa, Arthropoda, Insecta, Hymenoptera, Apidae. Gene Ontology annotation, biological process: ceramide biosynthetic process. Gene Ontology annotation, cellular component: membrane. The coding region runs from base 163 to 1128 and encodes 321 amino acids. Gene Ontology annotation, molecular function: sphingolipid delta-4 desaturase activity. The record is from RefSeq and is a predicted model, not a curated record. The transcript has 8 exons.
UGAUUCCAACUAUGACCAGCUGCGGUCCUACACGCGGCGACGACGACGCAGCUGCACAAGUCUGGUAUACAACAUUAACAACAAAGCUCGCAUGUGAAAAUUAUUCCGGUACUUAUUCGUGUAACAAAAGUAAGGAACAACACUGUGUUCCUUUAUGCGAAGAUGGGUCAACACGUUUCAAGAACCGAUUUCGAAUGGGUGUACACGGAAGAGCCGCACGCUUCGCGACGUAAAAUAAUUUUAGAAAAAUAUCCGCAAAUUACAAAAUUAUUUGGAUACGAUCCUAAAUUCAAAUGGGUGGUAACAGGAAUGGUUCUAGUGCAGUUUAUCUCAAUGUUUUUUGUAAAGGAUUUGAGUUAUCCAAUGUUGUUCCUCUUAGCAUAUUGUUUUGGUGGUGUAAUUAAUCAUUCCUUGAUGUUAGCAAUACACGAAAUAGCCCAUAAUCUUGCUUUCGGCCAUUCUAGACCUAGAGCCAAUAGAUUGUUUGGAUAUUUUGCUAAUUUACCUAUAGGUAUUCCUGUAUCUGUUAGCUUUAAAAAAUAUCACCUUAUACACCAUCGUUAUCAAGGUGAUGAGAAGCUAGAUACAGAUUUACCAACGUUAUUAGAAGCAAAAUUAUUUUGUACAACAUUUGGGAAAUUGUGUUGGUUGGGUCUACAGCCGUUCUUUUAUGCGUUUAGACCUCUUGUCGUUUAUCCAUUAGCACCAACGGUAAUGGAAUUUAUUAAUUUGGCAAUACAACUCACUUUUGAUGGAUUGGUAUGGUAUUUCUUAGGUGGAAAAGUGUUAGUUUACUUGCUCUGUGGGUCAGCAAUGGCAAUGGGUUUGCAUCCUGUAGCCGGUCAUUUUAUAUCAGAACAUUACAUGUACAGAAAAGGCCAUGAAACUUAUAGUUAUUAUGGUCCAUUAAACUGGAUUACCUUCAACGUUGGAUACCAUAAUGAACAUCAUGACUUCCCUGCUGUUCCUGGCUCGAGAUUACCAGAGGUGAAACGAAUAGCUCCUGAAUUUUAUGAAAAUUUACCACAACAUAACUCGUGGGUUUCGGUUUUGUAUGAUUUUGUUAUGGACCCUGAUAUUGGCCCAUAUGCAAGAAUCAAGCGCAAACAUAGAGGUCUAUCCUCAUAAAAAUUUAGAUAGCCCCAAGUUUUUUAUCAAACAAUAAUUAGCAUCUGGAACUUAUAACACUGUAUGCAUAUUUUAAACGUAAAAGUUAUUACUGCUAAUUUAUUGGGAUAUAUAUAUCUAUAUAUGCGGUAUUAAUAAAAAGAUCCGAAUAUUUAUUCA